Metarhizium acridum CQMa 102 is the source of this 2358-nucleotide messenger RNA. The record is from RefSeq and is a predicted model, not a curated record. Lineage: Eukaryota; Fungi; Ascomycota; Sordariomycetes; Hypocreales; Clavicipitaceae.
AUGCUCUCUGCCACAGCUACCUCCUUGCGGGCAGGCUCACGACGAGCUAUAUCCCGAGUAGCUGGGGCCUCGUCCGUCGCGGCUCCGAGACAGAUCCGACGUCCCAAUGUCGCCCUAUGCCGAGCCCUCUCCGCCACGAGCGCGUUGGCAUCACCACCUGCCCGAGACCGUACACGAGAGAUUGUUGCCCAGACUGUGAGCAGCAUUGGCAGCAAGCGCGAGGGUCAGCAGUACCUCAAGCUGUUUACUUCGGUAUCAUCCCAGAAGUUCGCCGUCAUCAAGGUCGGCGGUGCCAUAUUAACAGAACAUAUGAUCCAUGGAGCUGGGCCCCAAUUGAACCGGCUUCUAGAAGAAGCUGGUGUUGAACCCCACUUUGAGGAAGGUAUUCGUGUGACGGAUGCUAAGACGCUUGGUGUCGCCAGAAAGCUCUUCCUUGAGGAAAACUUGCGACUCAUUGAUCGUUUGGAUGAGCUCGGUGUCGCCACCCGUUCAUUGAGUGGCGUAUUCAUGGCGGAUUAUCUCGACAAGGAAAAGUGGCAGUAUGUUGGCAAGAUUACCAAGGUCAACAAGGAGGCUAUUGAAAAGUCUAUUGAGGCUGGGUACAUUCCCGUCUUACCUUCCAUGGCUGAGACUGAGGAUGGCAGACUACUCAACGUUAAUGCAGAUGUCCUAACCUCAAACCUUGCCCGUGCUCUGGAGCCUCUCAAGGUUGUCUAUCUUUCCGAAAAGGGUGGCCUCUUUGAUGGCGAAGGCGAGAAGAUCUCCCAUAUUAACCUUGAUGAAGAAUUCGAUUAUCUCAUGUCUCAGCCCUGGUGCCGGUACGGCACUCGUCUUAAGAUUAAGGAGAUUAAGGAGCUUUUAGACACUCUUCCACGCAGCUCUAGUGUUGCCAUCAUCCAUCCAAGCGAGAUGCAAAAGGAACUUUUUACUGAUUCUGGUGCUGGUACUCUUAUCCGUCGCGGUGAUAAGAUUCAAAAGGUUUCUUCUAUCAAUGAAUUUGAGGACCUUGAAAAGCUUAAGGCGUCUUUAAUCCGGGAUCGCGAAGGUCUGGACGCCGAGGCUACUGUUGAGCGGUAUAUUGAUUUCCUCAAAGAGAAUUCCUUCACUGCUUAUUACGACGACACUAUGCAAUGCCUUGCCAUUGUCAUGCCGCCUAACAAGGACCGUCCUAUGGCUACUCUGGCUACGUUAACCAUCACCAAGUCUGGCUGGUUGACGAAUGUUGCCGAAAACGUCUUUUCCGCGAUUAAGAAGGACUAUCCCAGCCUUGUUUGGACCGCUCGCGGCUACUCUACCAAGGCUCGUCCGUUUCAGGGUGUCGGUCAACGACGAGGAUAUGUCACCACCACUAACCCCAAUCCUCCCUUCGGAAAGAAGAACGCCUCCAACGACGUUCCCUCCCGCGUCGGGUUGAUUGGCGCCCGUGGCUAUACUGGUCAAGCACUUAUUGACUUACUCAAUACGCAUCCUUACAUGGACCUUCGGCACGUUUCUUCAAGAGAGCUUGCAGGCCAGGAGCUCCCGGGAUACAGCAAGCGAAAGAUUAUCUAUGAGCAUCUCGGUCCUGAGGAUAUUGGACAGCUGGAGAAGAAUGGAGAAAUUGACUGCUGGGUCUUGGCUUUGCCUAAUGGCGUCUGCAAACCCUACAUCGAGGCUCUUGACGAGGCUCGCAAGGGUAGCAAUCACCGUAGCGUCAUUGUUGACCUUUCUGCCGAUCACCGGUUUGACAGCAAUUUUGUCUACGGGCUGCCAGAGCUUACUAAGCGCUCCGAAAUCUACAAGGCCACCCGUAUAGCCAACCCGGGCUGCUACGCUACCGCCGCUCAGCUUGGCAUUGCUCCCAUGCUGGAUCAUCUGGGUGGCCAGCCCACCAUCUUUGGUGUGUCUGGCUUCUCAGGGGCAGGAUCUCGGCCGUCUCCUAAGAACGAUGUCGUCGCUUUGAAAGAUAACCUCAUGCCGUACAGUCUCACGGACCAUGUACAUGAGCGUGAGAUAAGCAGCCAGCUCAAUACCCAGGUUGCCUUUAUGCCUCAUGUUGCCUCUUGGUUCCGUGGCAUUCACCACACUAUCAACAUCCCUCUCAACAAGACCAUGACCUCUCGUGACAUUCGCCAAAUCUACCAGGACCGAUACGCUGGUGAAAAACUCGUCAAGGUUGUCGGCGAGGCGCCGCUCGUCAAGAACGUCAUGAAUAAGCACGGCGUGGAAAUUGGUGCAUUUGCCGUUCACAGCAGUGGUAAAAGGGUGGUCGUAUGUGCCAGCAUCGACAACUUGCUCAAAGGUGCUGCUACGCAGUGUUUACAAAACAUGAACCUUGCGUUGGGGUAUGCCGAAUUUGAGGGCAUCCCUACCAUGUAA